Aspergillus heteromorphus CBS 117.55 is the source of this 2040-nucleotide messenger RNA. RefSeq names its product Zn(II)2Cys6 transcription factor domain-containing protein. The coding region runs from base 105 to 1988 and encodes 627 amino acids. Gene Ontology annotation, molecular function: zinc ion binding; DNA-binding transcription factor activity, RNA polymerase II-specific. The transcript has 3 exons. Gene Ontology annotation, biological process: regulation of DNA-templated transcription. The record is from RefSeq and is a predicted model, not a curated record. NCBI's taxonomy places the organism in Eukaryota, Fungi, Ascomycota, Eurotiomycetes, Eurotiales, Aspergillaceae.
GCAAGUCCGUCCCCCACAUCCCCACUUGACCCCCGCUAACCAGACACAUGAUAUAUACAGGAGUAAGUGACCCCGAUCCUUAUUGCCAGCCUGCCUGUACUACUAUGACGGGAACUGUCUACGGACCAAGUCUUCUCGCGGGACUGAGACCUAGACCGAGACCAAAACUAAAACUAAAACGGAGUCGAACAGAACGCCGCGUCAAAUGCGACGAGCAGCGUCCCGCCUGUCUGCGAUGCACGUCCACCGAUCGUCCCUGCGACGGGUAUAGAGAUCCACCAGCCCUAACCCCAACAUCCUCCUCCUCAUCCUCAUACCCCACCACAGCGACAGCGAAACUACCCCCCAAGCCAAUCGCACGAUCAAGACCGCUCCUCACCCGCCCCCUCAGCAUCCCCGCCUACCACCUCUUCCCCUGCGACCAGGAGCGCCGCUCCUUCCAGUUCUUCCUGACGAGGACCGUCCCCCAGCUAGCCGGCGACUUCGAAUGCGCCUUCUGGGAACGUCUCCUGCUGCAGUCUGUUCACCAGGAGCCGGCUAUUCGUCAUGUCACUGUUGCGCUGGGGUCCCUGCAUGAGUCCUUUGAGCAGGAUGCUGAUGCAGGCCCCUUUCCUGGGGGUUUGGCGGCGGCGAGAAGCUCACGUACACAUACACAUACGCGUGCGGAAACGGAAAUGGAAAUGGAAACGGGAACGGGAACGGCAUCGUUCGCCCUGCGCCAGUAUCUGCGCGGUAUGCGGUGUCUGAUGCCCAUGUCGGGGAGCGGCCGGGAGGUGCCCUUGGAUGUGUGCUUGAUCUCGUGCGUCUUGUUUGCUUGUUUCGAGGCUAUGCGCGGUCACUACGGUCCCGCCAUCACGCACAUCACCAGCGGAUUGAAUAUCCUCAGCGAGCUUCGAACCACUACGUCCACUCCCACAUCCAAUAGCUCCGUGACUUCGACUUCUUUGAGCGUCGGACGCACACCCUACGUCCCAAUAGACAUUCUAUGCGGGCUGUUCACUCGCCUGCAGGCGCAGAUCAUUGUGACAAUCCACCGCAUCGGCGCUGCGCGUUGCAACCUCUGGCCCACCCUUACCAUCGACCUGCACCAACCCAUCAUAUUCCACUCGUUAGCCGACGCCCGCGAAACCCUCGAGAUCUACACCUACUACUACCGCCAGCGCAGCACCGAGCUGCAAUACCCAAACCCAGGCACAGACCCCACGACCUCCCCAUCCCCCAGCCCUAACCCAAACCUCGCAGCCGUCACCCUGCGCGACACCUGCCUGAUCCUGCUUUCGCGGUGGUCCGCCGCGCUGGACGACUUCCUGCGUGCGCGCAGUCUCGGCCAUGCCCCCCUGACGGCCCGCGAACGCCGCGCCGUCGCCGUCCUCCAGCUGCGGAAGAUCGAUUGUGUCGUCGCGCUGGAUAGUCUCCAGGAUGCUGGGAAGGUGGAGGCUGGGGAUCAUGUGCAGUGGGAUCGGUAUUGUAAGUUUUUUGAGAGGAUGGUUGUGUUGGGGGAGGGGAUUGUGGGUGAGGAUGGGGGGUUAAACUCCCCUUCGUUGUCGUCGCCUUUUUCUUCGCCCGAGAGUACGACAAGAGAGACGGGUAUGAAGACGGAGACGGAGCCGGAGAUGACAAAGAGCAAACCGAAGAAAAAAACCUUCUCCCUCGACCUCGGCAUCAUCUCAGGCAUGUUCAAUGUCGCCGUGCGAUGCCGCGACCCGGUGAUCCGUCGACGCGCGGUGCGCGUGCUCCGUGCCUCGGCGGUGCGCGAAGGCGUGUGGGACAGCGUGGUCGUCGCAGCCGUGGCGGAGAAAUGGAUUGAGAUCGAGGAGGAAGGGCUGGGCGUUGUGGCCAGUUGUGCCGAUGUGCCUGCUGGUGCCAGGCUGGCGGAUUUCCUUCCGGUAUUUGAUGGCGAGGAAUCCAGUGCGCUGGUGUAUUUUCGUCGGGCGGAGGCGAAAGCGAUGGAUGAAGGGGGCGUGAGGAGCGAGGUUUUUACGUGGUGAUGGCCCAAUGUGUUGUGGAUGAGGGGGUAAUUUAAUAUAGAAUAAAGAUGUU